Molecule: messenger RNA, 987 nt
Organism: Diabrotica balteata
Lineage: Eukaryota; Metazoa; Arthropoda; Insecta; Coleoptera; Chrysomelidae
Source: the annotation of a GenBank genome assembly
AUGGAAAUAAAUAUAGCCACGGGUUUUAAUAAUUCAGUUAAAAAAUUAAAGACAAUUAACAGUUGGGCUCCAAGAGCCCUUUUCUUAUUAGUUUCCUUACAACGCUGUAAUAGAACAAGAGAAAAGGCUGAAGAGAUUUUUCAUAUACUGUAUGGACAAGAUAUUUUUAAAGUGGUAAUUGUGCUUUUAAAUCCUCAGGGUAAUUUUUCAUUCAACGUGUAUGCCAUGCCUCCAUACUUAAGUGAAACAGGGAAAAGUCCUCUCUCUGAUAUAUGUAAAAAUGGUAUUUUUUCUUAUGGUAGAAAAUUUGAAUACAACGAUUUACCAGUAUCUAGAGGCAAGAUUAAGUAUGCAAUAAGAGCAAAAUAUUUUCCAUGGUCUCCGUUUACCAUUAUGUCCAAGAACAGCAAUAGACUUAAUCAGGAUCGUCCUGGUUUUGAAGUAAAUUUACUGAAUAGCUUCUCAAAAUAUAUAAAUGUAAGCAUAGCGUAUGAACCAAUAGAAUUUCACCAAACCCGAGGAGAUUGUUUCGAUAAUGGAAGUUGUAUCAAUGAAUUUAAAGACCUUUAUGAAAAACGAUAUGAAGUAUUAAUUGGUGGGUACACUCCAUAUUACGAACAAAUGUUAUAUUUUCGUGAUGUUGCUACAGCAAAUAUUGAACAUGAAGUAGACGUUGUUAGUAUACCGCCUGAUGCUGACCCACAGACCGAUGAAGAGGACUUUGACGAAAAUAAUUUAGAAGGUGUCGAAAAUAUAUUUCCUACUGACGUAGUUGGUGAAAUCGAGUUGCAGCAUAUAAACAGCAGUGAUAAGAAGAAACAAAAAUUGAAAUUUCAAGAUGAAUUCAUAGAAGUUGAUGACAGCGUAGCAACUAUUGGAACAAAAUGUCAACAAUAUGUAAAACAAAACAAUUCGAUGAGGACACAAGAAGAAGGGACCGAUAAAGAGAAUAAUAAAAACGAAAACAACAAUCAAAUAUCGUCAUAA